AUGCCGGCCAUGGUGGAGAAGGGCCCCGAGGUCUCAGGGAAGCGGAGAGGGAGGAACAACGCGUCCAGCGCGGCCGCCUCGGCCGCCGCCGCCGCUUCGGCCGCCGCCUCGGCCGCCGCCGGCUCCUCAGCCCCCGCCGGCUCCUCAGCCGCCGCCGCCUCCGCCGCCUCAGCCGCCGCCUCGGCCGCCGCCGCCCCCAAUAAUGGGCAGAAUAAAAGUUUGGCGGCGGCGGCGGCGCCCAAUGGCAACAGCAGCAGCAACUCCUGGGAGGAAGGCAGCUCCGGCUCGUCCAGCGACGAGGAGCACGGUGGCGGCGGCAUGCGGGUCGGACCCCAGUACCAGGCGGUGGUGCCCGACUUCGACCCCGCCAAACUAGCAAAACGCAGUCAAGAACGAGACAAUCUUGGAAUGCUGGUCUGGUCACCUAAUCAAAAUCUAUCAGAAGCAAAAUUGGAUGAAUACAUCGCCAUUGCCAAAGAGAAGCAUGGGUACAACAUGGAGCAGGCUCUUGGGAUGCUCUUUUGGCAUAAGCAUAAUAUUGAAAAAUCAUUGGCUGAUUUGCCCAACUUUACCCCCUUCCCAGAUGAGUGGACUGUGGAAGAUAAAGUCUUGUUUGAGCAAGCCUUUAGUUUUCAUGGGAAAACUUUUCAUAGAAUCCAACAAAUGCUUCCUGAUAAAUCUAUAGCAAGUCUGGUGAAGUUCUACUACUCCUGGAAGAAGACGAGGACUAAAACCAGCGUGAUGGACCGCCACGCUCGGAGACAGAAGCGUGAGCGGGAGGAGAGUGAGGAUGAACUGGAAGAAACAAAUGGAAAUAACCCCAUUGACAUGGAGAUUGAUCAAAACAAGGAAAGCAAAAAGGAGGUGCCCCCUACUGAGACGAUUCCUCAGAUCAAAAAGGAAAAACAUAGUACUCAAGCUAAAAAUAGAGCAAAAAGGAAACCUCCAAAAGGAAUGUUUCUUUCUCAAGAAGACGUGGAGGCUGUUUCUGCCAAUGCCACUGCUGCUACCACGGUGCUGAGACAACUGGACCUGGAGCUGGUGUCGAUCAAACGACAGAUUCAGAAUAUUAAACAGACGAACAGUGCUCUAAAAGAAAAACUUGAUGGUGGAAUAGAACCAUACCGACUUCCAGAGGUCAUUCAGAAAUGCAACGCCCGCUGGACCACGGAAGAGCAGCUGCUCGCCGUACAAGCCAUCAGGAAAUACGGCCGAGAUUUCCAGGCCAUCUCAGAUGUGAUUGGGAACAAAUCAGUGGUGCAAGUGAAAAACUUUUUUGUAAAUUAUCGACGCCGCUUCAACAUAGAUGAAGUUUUACAAGAAUGGGAGGCAGAGCACGGGAAAGAAGAGAAUGGUCCCAGCAACCAGAAACCUGUCAAGUCCCCAGACAGCUCCAUCAAGAUGCCUGAGGAGGACGACGAGGCUGCUUCUGUUCUUGAUGUCAGAUACUCAUCUGCCUCCUGAGACACUCUGGUGGCUUGAGUGCUUGGUGUGGACGCCUGCAUUUUCCAGGAUUCAGGUACCUCCAGACUUCACCCAGCCAUCCGCAUCACAGCUCUGUGGACAAGCAGCUCUUACCAAAAAGGCACACACUCGCAGUCCUGGGCUACACCUGCCUUAAUUCUUCGCUCGUUCCUCGUGCGGGGCCGCUUCCCCGAGAGCUCUCUGUGUCUCUCGCUCCGCCUCAGUGCGGGGAUCCUGUGGCCCCGGCCCACCUACGGCAGCUCUUCCCCAUUGGCGGCUUCGGAACAAGGAGUCACUCGGAGGUGCGACUCUGUUCCUGCAUGGCCUGCAGUCCCUACUUUGUGCAUAAUGUAAUUUUCAGAGUAACUGUGACCCGUUGGCCUUCUGGGAAGUUUCCUUUGUUCUUUUCUGAGGCAUCCACCUAAGUGAUAUCAUGCUUCUUCAGAAAUCACCGCAUAUUGGCAGACUGCGUCAUAACCUUCAUAGUGCCAAACAGCUUGAUACAGCUCCCCUUUCCCUCAAUGUAGGUAUAAUUAUGGUUUAUAAAUUCACUUGGCUUAAAUCUCUCCCCUCUCCCUGCCCGUGUGGUAGAAAGCUCAUUCUCUGCACUGUACUUGGAGGAUUGUGGACCCCAGCACUCGCUGCCUUCAGCAUCGUCACCCCAGGAUGGGCGCCGCCCGUCUUCUCCUUCCCCUCCCCACCCCGAGCUCCAAGAGUGUCCAUACACUGUACCUGGUGCUUGUACAUUGGGAAUUGGUGCCUUCUCCUUUUGGCAACCAUGUUUUCAACCCUCUUUUCUGUUUCAGUGUCUUAUUUCUUCUUUAAAGUUGAUUGCUUGCCAAAGAUGACAUCACUGAGAUGAGGAGACGGGGAGGCCUUGCUGCAGGUGCUUGACAGAGUGCGGAUGCUCGAUGUCACGUGGGGCGGUGAUACGGGCCUGCGGCCGGCUGGCGGCGGCUCUGUCAAGGCUCUGUGCUCUUCGGGCGCUGUCCUCUUGGGACACCUGGCCUCUUGCCCCUCUCUCCACGUAGCCUCUUCUCUGUCACGUGCUGGCCGUGCAAGCACCGCUCCCUCGAUGUUACAGAACAGGCAGGGACGUGUUCGGUCACUGGUUCUAGUGAGUCCAGGUGGGAAGAAACCAUCUGCAAAGGGGUAUGUGAUGCCUUUUGGUUGGGCUGGGAACAAGUACAGAUAUUUAACAAAUGUUCUAAAACUUCCAGAAUCACUUUUAUUCUCUUGCCAGGCUGUAGACUGCGCCGUGCCUCCUGGUA
This is a messenger RNA of Budorcas taxicolor (takin), 2735 nucleotides long. It is a transcript of the gene RCOR1, whose product is annotated as REST corepressor 1. The record is from RefSeq and is a predicted model, not a curated record. NCBI's taxonomy places the organism in Eukaryota, Metazoa, Chordata, Mammalia, Artiodactyla, Bovidae. The transcript is spliced from 12 exons. Gene Ontology annotation, cellular component: histone deacetylase complex; transcription regulator complex. Gene Ontology annotation, biological process: regulation of transcription by RNA polymerase II; negative regulation of DNA-templated transcription. Bases 1 to 1464 code for a protein of 487 amino acids. Gene Ontology annotation, molecular function: transcription corepressor activity.